This is a messenger RNA of Cydia splendana, 2474 nucleotides long. RefSeq names its product E3 ubiquitin-protein ligase TRIM45. Bases 602 to 2467 code for a protein of 621 amino acids. NCBI's taxonomy places the organism in Eukaryota, Metazoa, Arthropoda, Insecta, Lepidoptera, Tortricidae. Gene Ontology annotation, molecular function: ubiquitin protein ligase activity; zinc ion binding; protein binding. The record is from RefSeq and is a predicted model, not a curated record. The transcript is spliced from 12 exons.
CUGCUGGUUAAAGUCAAUUCCGGGUUUGAAACACUAAAUAAACUUCAAGAUUUAUGACUAUUCUGAAAUCUGCAGUUUUAACACAUAUACAAACUGUUUCACGAACUUACAGUCCAUAAAGUUGUAAACAUCAAUCAAAUCUGGACACACACAGUCGACGUUGUUCGGUCGUGGAUUUAGUUCACCCUCACCACGCCGGCAGUAAGCACGUUUGUGCUAUUUUUAGUACAAAUACAUCGAAAACUAACUGAACGGACCAAAUUUGAAUAAGUGUUUAGUUUUUACUCAUUUUGGCAGGCAACAUUACAAACAAAAAUUAAAAUUAAAAAAAAAAAACUAAAAUUAAACCAGUGGACCAAACAUUUAAAUAAUAAGUAACUUUAAACAUACUUAUAUAAAUUUAAAGAAUACCUUACGAAAUUUAAAGCGAACCCGCUAAAAUAAAAAUAAAAACAUCAAACAGCUAUCGCAUUGUAUUAUAGGUACGCAUGCAAAAAAAAUAUUAAAAAAAAAACAAUUUUAGUAAGAUUCAAACUCUCGGAUUUUAAGCAUGUGAAAGAACCACGUAAAUAAGUUUCCAAAACCUUUUCGCGUACAUGAAAUGGAAGUGGAUCGUAUUUUGUACAUCUUCGGCAGUUUUACGCGGAAGAAGGACAAGCGCAAGUCGUUCGACCAGUCGUCCAUCAGCGCAGGCAACAGUCCUUUGCGACGGCCUAACAGCAUUGCACCGAGGACGUCGGCUUAUGAGGACAAAGAAGUGAAGGAAAGAAAGAAACACGAAGUGAAACAAUGGAAUUGCGGGCUGUGUCGCAAAGAAUUAGCAGAACCACGUCUCCUAGCCUGUCUUCAUAGCUUCUGUACCCGAUGUCUUCAAGGACUACCCCAAGAGGGAGAGGCAGAGGGCUGGAGCGAGAUCGAUGGAGGUUCAAUCCAGCAGGACCCCGGUUCGUCCGGGGGCUCCGCGGGCUCAGGGUACGAGAGCGACCCGCGGCGCUCGGGCUCCGACGCCAGCUGGGAACAGAAACAGAGGAAAUACGGGAUAUUUACUAGAAAGAUAUCAGGCAAGAGCGUCCAGCUCAUAAUCUGCCCAACAUGCGCACAGGAGACCCAGCUUCCUCUAGGAGGGGUGUCGGCCUUGCCCCUCAACUAUGUGCUGCUACGGAAAAUGGCCGGCGAGAGCCGAGCUAGCGUGCUGUGCGACUUAUGCAACUGUGAUAAUAAGGCCCAAAGCCGCUGCGACCAGUGCCUCGUUAGCGUCUGCGAGUCCUGCGGCGAGGCCCACAGCCGCCAGAAGACCACGGCCCGACACUCUCUACAGCCCCUACAAGCCCCUGCGACGCUCUGCAGCCAGCAUCGUGCAGAACUCUGCGUGUACUGCGCUACUUGCCAGCAGGUAAUUUGCCGCGACUGCUGCCUGAUCUCCCACUCUGGGCACGCAUUAGCCAACGCGGCUCGGGCGGCGGCGGAGCGCGCGCGGCUCCUACAAGACGCCUGUGAUCGCGCCAGGCUGGUGCCUGAGAACGUGGACCGGGCGACGAGGAUGCUAAACUUGCAGGCUCAGCAAGUCGAUAGCCAAGCCGCCCGCGUAGAAGAAGAAGUCCAAACCUGGGGCGCACAGUACCUGUCGGCGGUGGAGGCUCACGUGCGCGCGCUGGCGGGCGCCGCGGCGCGCGCGCGCGGCCGCCACGCGCAGCGCGUGGGGGAGCAGGCGCGCGCGCUCGCGCAGCGCGAGCAACACGCGCUCGAUGCGGUAGAGUUCGCUGAAGAGCUGCUGUCAUCCGGGCGUUCCCACGAGCUGCUCUCUCUGCACGGCUCGGUGCUGCGGAGGUUAGAGCGGCUGACGGAGCUGCCCCCGACGCCGCCGCGGCUGGAGCUGCGGCUGGCACCGAGCGCGCCCGCCACGCACGACGCCACGCUCGUCGGCCGGCUGCUGACUCAGGCCGCUGACCCUGACCGCUGCGUUGUCAACACCGAAGGUUUCCAAGAUCUCCGAGUCGAUUGUCCUCAUGAGGCUGUGCUAGAGCUACGGGAUAGCAGCGGGGAACGCAUCUGGUGUGGAGGGGAACAGGUAGCAGGCUACUUCCGGCGCAGCGACUCAAGCGCACGGCCACAAAGCGCGCGAGUCUCUGACAGGGGCGACGGUCUUUACUCCCUCACUGUCACCCCGCCCAGCCCCGGCGCCUAUCUCCUAGCUGUCACAGUGAACAGCAAGCCUGUUAAGGGUAGCCCGUUCCAAUGCGCCGCGCGCGCAUGUCAGCCACACUCGGGGCAGUUCCACUGCUGCUCCUUCUGUUCGUCCGGCGGCCGCCGCGACGCGCACUGCGCCUGCCCCGGACACAUGCCUGGCUACCGAGGUUGCGGGCACGGGCACUCGGGGCACCCGGGCGCGCGGCACUGGUCGUGCUGCGGCAGCACGGCGCGGCGCGGCCCCUGCGAGCGCGCCAGCCUCUAUCAGUUCUCUGUCUGAAUAUAUU